AAAAAAUUGAAGAAAAUAAGCGUUUCGCUAUUAUGACGCCAAGAGAAAUAAUUAGAGGAAUUUUAUGAAAAAUAAAUAAAUAAAUACGGAAUCCAUUGCAUUGUUGUCUGCAGGUUCUCUCUUUCUCUCUGCCUUAGCUGUUAACCUAAGAAGAGCCAUUAGACUUUUCUUCAGAUCUCUCUUUCUCGCUCUCUUCUUGUGCACACGCAGAGCUCGAAGCUGAACGAUCUCUUCUCCUCCACCUUCAGGAAAGAAUUAAGAUGAUGAACAGCUGUGGAAUCCAACAAAGCUCGGAGAUGAAGAGAAACUCCCUCGUUUCCGAUCGCAGGGACGCCGUCGUUUGCCCUAAGCCGCGCCGUGUCGGUGUCAUCAACCACCUUGCUCGAUCUCUCCGAUGGCAAGUCAGUCACCAGAUGGAGUUAUGUGAUUCGAAUUCAGGAAGCGAGAUUUUGGAUCUGAUCCUCGCAAAGGGUGGUGGUUGUGAGCUAGAUCCGACGAGGACGAUGACGUCAUCGCCGCCGCUAUUCUUCACAGGGUCACCGCCGAGUAGAGUUUCUAACCCUCUAACAAAAGACUCACUCUUUAGGGACGAGCUUCUCGUGGUGGCAACUCCUCCGUCGACUCCACGAGCAACCAAGCCGCCCCCACCAUCUUCUCCAAGGAACGGUGCUGGUGGCGGUUGCGUUAGGACGGCGACUAACUUCGGGAACAAUCCUCCGGUUCGAGUUGUGGGAUUCAAUUGCAUUGACAGGAACAGACGCAGCAGCGUUCCUACUCUUGCAUAAGAGUUCCCCAAAAACAAUGGACAGGAGUUAAAUGCAAAUAUAUAACAGAGAAAGGCUAAAAAAACUAUUAAAAAGGUUUUAGGUAAUUGAUAAUCAUGUGGGUUUUUUUGGGUGAAAAUGUGUAUAUAUGUUGAAAAAGUGGGUAAUUUAAAAAAGGGCUGUUAUAUAAAUCUAGGGUUUUGGAUGUCCAAUUUGGGAAUUUUUGUAAGUAAAAAGGGGGAGAGGAGAAGGGCUUGUGAGUGUUUUGGUGUCUGUAGUGAAAAAAUAAGAGCGUUAGUGUUUCUUCCUUGUUGUAACAAAGGAAAGGCUCGAAAGAGUUUUGAAAUGUGAAGAUAUCAUUUCUACCCCUUUUAUUUUUUGUCUCUUUUGUCCAUAUGUAAUCUCUUUUUUUUGGUCCAUAUGUAAUCUUCAAAGAGGAAUUGAAUGAAAAUCUCCGACUCUCCUCUAUUUGCUGUUGUUUUCUGACAUGUAUUAGUGAUUAAUCC
This is a messenger RNA of Thlaspi arvense, 1270 nucleotides long. The record is from the annotation of a GenBank genome assembly. Lineage: Eukaryota; Viridiplantae; Streptophyta; Magnoliopsida; Brassicales; Brassicaceae.